GGUUCUUGAGCUCGACCUGCAGUUUGAAGUCGAGCUCCGCUGGAGUGAGUAGAAAGCAAGCUCAUUUUAAGAACAUCUGUCUUCCGGACUCCUGCCGUAGCCUCUAAUUUGAAGCAAGGAGAAUGCACUCGCUUUCAUAAACGCAGGUUCUGAACAUUGUUUGAGGAAGCGAGUGCAUACACAGGAGGAGAUAAGGAAGAGGACAUGGCCGGCUCACAGGGAAGACAGUGAUCUGACUGGCCAGAGUACACAGGACAGAAAGAUGAAACUGUGGGGGCGGUCAGUGUGGCCAUUGCAGGUUGUAUUCUUGGUCACCUUGGUAAUGUGGUCGUGCCAGUCAGUUUCUGCGGGUACACGGAGUCUGCGGGGACAUACAGCUUCGUACCAAGUGAAGCAGGGAACCUGUGAGGUUGUGGCCAUCCAUCGCUGCUGUAAUAAGAACAAGAUUGAGGAACGUUCACAGACCGUCAAAUGCUCCUGUUUUCCUGGCCAGGUCGCCGGGACGACGCAUGCCCAGCCGUCUUGUGUGGAGGCUUCCAUCGUUCUACAGAAGUGGUGGUGCCAAAUGCACCCGUGUUUGGAUGGCGAGGAGUGUAAAGUUCUUCCAGAUCUCACUGGCUGGUCCUGCAGCACUGGUAACAAAGUUAAGACUACUAAGGUCACACGGUAGCAAGAAUAUGGCUGCUCUACCAAGAGGCCUAAGACUCCUCACCCUAAAGGAACAGGAGACCUUCUUGUUUAAGAUAUUGAAAUUAUGGAGGAUUCAGUACAUGCAAUAGAGGGACAUACUUAUUGUACACUAUAGAUGACCACAUUGCUAUGACAGAAGAUAAGAGGAUGGACUUGUUCUGCAGAAUGUCUGUAUAUACCUGUGGUGCGAUGCUCAUUGCAACUUCAGAUGCUGGACACCACAGGUGUUCACAUGAGAGACUGCACCUCUCAGCUCAGAUUUUUUUUGGACUACUGCUGGCUCUGGCUGCUCUUGUGUAUGUAGGAAAGACAAAGUUCCUUUGGACAAUUCGGACAUGGCUGGGAGCUUGUGUGAUUGUGUGUAUGUGUGUAAGUGUGUGUUAAAUCAAUAGUUCUCUCAAAAAUGAAAAUACAUUUACUCACCCUCAUGUCGUUUCAGACUUUCUUUCUUCCAUUAAACACCAAAGGAGAUGUUUAGUUGAAUAUCUUAGCUGCUGUCUUCCAUAUAGUGAAAGUGGAUGGGGACAGAAGCUGUCACAUUUUAAAAACGGCAUCAAAGCACCAUUAAAGCAUCAUGAAAGUACGACUUGUGUACUGUGUAUUCCAAGUCUUUUGAAGCUUUAUAUGAAGAACAGACUGAAGUUGUUAUUCAUUGAAACUCUUGCUUGACAGGUUAAACAAUCGACUAUAAAUAACUCCUUUUAUGUUUCUCAGAAGAAAGAAUGUCUUACAGGACAUGUGCGGGUGAAUAAAUGAUGACAGAAUUUGGAACUGUUCUUUGAAUAGAACAAGUGUGUCAGGUUGAUUAUGCUGAGACAAUAGUUCAACACUGUUUAUCUGCUUCCCAGCACAAAUUUUCUAUUCAUGAGUAAGUAGUGUAUUGUUCAGAAUGUGUGGUUGACAAAUUAUUCUCAAUUCUCUUCUGGGUCAAGUCAUAACCAUGAAAAUGUUAUGGAUAGGAUCAUAACAUCAUAUAAAAAAAUUCAUGUUAGAUUUUUUUUUUUAACUAAAUAAGAUCAUUUGGAGACGUUUUCCAUUUUCUAGUCCUUAAUGUUGGUGUAAGAUGGUGUGAAAAGGAGAGAAACAUUUAUAAAGCUUUCUUCCACAAAUACAGAAGUAGAAAAGCAGUCUCUAAGUGAUGUAGUCAUCAGUAAAACACUGGUAAAUUGCUGUAAAAAUACAGCUUCUCCUUGCUGUAACAUGUUAUGUAAUGUGAGCUUUACAGAUGCAAGCCCCUAAAAACACUUUAAAACAGAUGGCUAGUGUAAAAUGUCUAUGUUACUCUGUAAAAAAUUCUUAAACCACUUAAACAGGGCCCUGUCUUGCUUUUACAUUUCUUUUCUGGUUUAAUGUAACUGUGAAGCUCUCCAAGUACUCUGUUAAGUUCCAAAACAGUCUGCUGAACAUAUUUAAAGAUAAGGUCCAACGUGAAGAGACAUUACUCGUGCCCAAUACUGCGGUUUAAUAAAGUUUGAAAU
This is a messenger RNA of Myxocyprinus asiaticus (Chinese sucker), 2168 nucleotides long. Its product is annotated as chemokine-like protein TAFA-4. The coding region runs from base 263 to 670 and encodes 135 amino acids. The record is from RefSeq and is a predicted model, not a curated record. The transcript has 6 exons. Gene Ontology annotation, molecular function: receptor ligand activity. NCBI's taxonomy places the organism in Eukaryota, Metazoa, Chordata, Actinopteri, Cypriniformes, Catostomidae.